This is a messenger RNA of Nylanderia fulva, 1212 nucleotides long. Lineage: Eukaryota; Metazoa; Arthropoda; Insecta; Hymenoptera; Formicidae. The record is from RefSeq and is a predicted model, not a curated record.
AUGGGGAGAGAAAUGGUGGUGGUGGAAUUGGAGAAGGAAGAACAGAAAUGGGAAGUGAUGGAGAAGAAAAAGAGGCUGAAAGGCAGAAAAGAAAGAAAGGAUAGACACGGAUUUAACAUGGAAAGAAAGGAAGAUAAGACGAAAGUUGGGAGAGAUAGCAAGGAGAGAAGAGAAAAGAGGAGAAAGGACAUGGAGGAAUGGGAUGUAAUAGUGUUAUCAGAAACAUGGAUGGAAGAGGAAGGAUGGAAGAAGAUGAGAAGGUACCUACCGAAAGGAUACGUAUGGGGAGUGCAAGGAGCAAGUAGAAAGAAGAAGAGAGGAAGAGCGAAAGGAGGCAUGAUUAUGGGGAUAAAAAAGGAGAUUGCAGAGAAGGGAGGAAUGAUGGAGCUGAGUAAGGAGGGCUUUGUGGUAGGAAGAGUAAAGAUAGGGAAGGAAAAAUGGAGGGUGAUAGGAGUAUACGUAGGAGAAGGAAUAGAGAAGGCGUGCAGGGAGAUGGAGAAGUGGACGGAGGAGAAAGAGGAGGAGGUUUACACGAUAAUAGGAGGAGAUUUUAAUGCGAGGACAGGACAAGAGGGGGGUAGAAUCAGAGAUAAGGAGAAUGCGGAAGAGGAGAGGAAAGAGGAAAAGAAAAGAAAGUCGAAAGACAAAUUAAUCAAUGCAGAGGGAAGAAAACUACUGGAAUUCAUGGGAGAAAGAGGUUGGAGCAUAAUGAACGGUAACACAAAGGGAGAUGAGGAGGGAGAAUGGACUUUUACAGGAGGAAGAGGGAACACGGUUAUAGAUUACGUAAUUGGAAAUGAGGAUAGCGGAGAGAAGGUGAGAAGGUUAAGAAUAAGAGACAAGGUGGACUCAGAUCAUCACCCAAUAGAAGUGGAGAUAGAAGGAUGGCAGAGAAGAGAGAGAAGAAAGUCGAGAGGAGGGAGGAGAGGAGUAUGGAAUGAGGAGGGCCGGAGGAUUUUUGAGGGAAAAGUGGGGGAGAUAGGAGAAAUAGGAGGAGGAGAGGAAGAGAUAGAUGGAGAAUGGGAAAGAAUAGAGGAGAGGAUGAAGGAAGUAUUAAGAGCAACAGAGGAGGACUGGAGGAAAGGGAAGAAGGAGAAAAGAGGAUGGUGGGAUGGGGAGUGCAGAGAGGAGAAAAGAAAGGUAAGGAGGGAGCUGAGGAGAUGGUGGAGGGAAGGAGACUACAGAGGAAUGGAGGACAAGAAGGACAAGUGA